Molecule: messenger RNA, 3772 nt
Organism: Portunus trituberculatus (swimming crab)
Lineage: Eukaryota; Metazoa; Arthropoda; Malacostraca; Decapoda; Portunidae
Exons: 17
Coding region: 377-3538 (1053 amino acids)
Biological process (GO): superoxide metabolic process
Molecular function (GO): metal ion binding
Source: RefSeq, a predicted model, not a curated record
UUUUCCAGGUGAGACAGAAGUAGGUGGGUGUUCCUCGUGCCCCUGCUUACACCUGCUACCAUGUGCUAAAGUGUGCGUGCGCGUGUGAGCGUCAAGAUGUGGAGACGAGGAGGAGGAAGAAGAUGUGGAGGAGGAGGAGGAGGAGGAGGAAGAAUGAGAAGAGGAAAAGGAGGAGGAGGAUUACUAAUGGCCUUGUGUUUUCUCUGCGGAGUGCAGACAUCCUACACAACAUCCCCUGUCCUCCUGUACUCCACUAUGUCCUGGGGCGGCCUGCGGGGGAACAUUACCUUCUCCUGGGGCGGCGAGGGCACCAAUGUGACGGUGACGGCGGCGCUGGAGGAGGCGGGGACAGAUCUUGAAGGGGAGACUAAAGAAUAUGACUGGGCUGUAUAUGAUUGGCCCGUUCGCUUUGAUACUAACAAAAGAUGCGGUUUAUCGGAUCUUGGUACGAAGUAAAAAACGGGACCUCUCUCGGCUCCUUGGCAAGCUAUCCCUCCCGCAGGUGGAUGGGCCCCAGGUGUUCGAGACUGACCAGCUGGCCUUGGUCGGGGAGGAGGCCAUCUGGGGGCGGAGCAUCAAGAUUACUGGCCCGAAAACCACCUGCGCUAAUUUACACGGAGUGGGCGGCGAGAGGACAUACGAGGGGCGGUUCCAGGCUCCUGUGGGCGGGUCGGUGUGGCUGAGGACCUGGGCGUGGGACGUUGGGACAGGGAACAACUCAAAGAAGGGAAUACAAACCACAAUCUUUACUGACGUCUACCACACAGCAGCUGAUGACCCUCCCAGCGGUGAUCACAGCUGGUCCCUCUUCAUCACCGAUAUCCUGGACGAGAAGGAGAACCGACCAUCUUGCAAUUUUCUGAGUCGCAUUUAUGAUCCUGAGGGGAGAGAGAAGUGUGACGAGUCUGGCUGCCCAAUGGGGGACUUAACGGCAGCUCAUGGGCCCCUAAGAGUGUCCGCGGCUAGGUCACGAUUCUCACGCAAGAUGUACACCUCCACCAAGAUGACCCUGCCUGACCUGACGGGGCCGCGGAAGCUGUACCUGGCUGUGAUGGGCGCCCUUCACCCUGACCACCUGUGGGCGUGCACGAAGCUCAGACCAGUGCUGCCGAAGAAGGCCCGGGCGGUGUUCGAUGCCCUGGGAGUGACUGGCAAAAUCACACUCACACAGGCGUCACUUUUUGCCCCCACGGACGUCACCCUGGCUUUGGAGGGCCUGGGGGGGAUUGCCGGGGGGUUCCACGUGCAUGAGCUCCCUGCGUUACCUCAAAGGGACCCCGGGGUAUCGCACUGCUCCGCCACAAAGGGCCACUAUAACCCGUAUGGUGUGGACGUGGCUACAUCUCCUGAGCCUGGCCUCGGUGCGCACGAUCAGUAUGAAUUGGGUGACUUGAGCGGGAAACACGGCAUGCUACUGGGUUUAGAGGACGCUCAAGCUACUGUCACAGACCACAACUUGCCUCUCUUCGGCCCUCGCUCAGUGCUAGGUCGUGGUUUGGUCAUACACAAGGCGGAGGGCGCGAGGUGGGUCUGUGCUAACCUCCGCCCCACUACACCACAGAUCCGCGCCGCUGUGACCUUCAGAUACCCGUUAGUUGGUGAGAUGAUAUUUGAGCAAGAGGCAGAUGACCCUCAUUCCGAUACCUCCGUGCUGGUCACCUACCUCGUGUACUCUGACGGCAGCAGGAACACCACAGGGGACCACCGCUGGCACGUGCACCUCCACCCCCCAGGCAGGGACUUCUAUAACUGGACCAAGCGUUGCGUCAGUGCUGGCCCGCGGUACAACCCUUUCAAGGUGAGCACACACGAGAGGCAAUACAAGGGAUGCAGCGUGGACACCCCUGCCAAAUGUGAACUGGGGGACCUCUCUGGGCGUCACGGGAACGUCAGGGUCUCGGGGACAGUGAAGGGCGCCCCGGAGACACAAAGGAUGAUGACGGACACGAAUCUUCCUCUCUCGGGGCCUCACAGCAUCUUAGGACACUCCAUUGUGAUUCAUGAUGACUUUGCUCCAAAACAUCGUGGUGAUAGGAUGGCCUGCAUGAGCAUCCACCGCAUCUUCCGUCACAAGGGCGUGGUGAGCAAGUGGCACGCGACGAGGGGGGCGGGGUCGGUGGAGGGCAAGAUUGAAUUCGUGCAGGAGUCAGAGUAUGACCUGACCAACACUGAGGUGGAGCUGAGGGGCCUGGCGGGGAUGGCCGGGGGGUACCACGUGCAUAUGGUCCCAGUAGAAGCAGAGUUGGAGUUCCCCUGUGAAGCCUCCACAACACUGGGGCACUACAACCCUCUGAACAUAACGCCCAGUGACUCUCCAGCACCCACGAAGGGCACGGAUGACCUGUACGAGAUGGGCGACCUCUCUGGGAAAUACGGGGGUCUUCAUGGGCAAACUUGGCUGCACGAGUUUUACAAUGACACGAAUCUGCAACUGUUUGGGCCCACCUCGAUCAUGGGACGGUCCGUGGUGAUUCAUAAGAUACAGCAGAAUGCGAGGUGGUUCUGCGGCAGUAUAGGAUGGGGGUACUCACCUGCCGAGGCCCGCCAGGUGUCAGCCAUCGCAUCCUUCCACAACCCUCAAGGAUACGCCGAAGGAUACGUCAGGAUGCGUCAGUUGGUGUACAUGGACGGUUCCUUUGGCGAGACUUUCAUCGAGGUGAACCUGAAACACCCUGGCAGUAACAACAGGAACGUGACGAGGCGACACAACUGGUCCGUGUACGUGAACCCUGUGGGAGUGGAUGCAGGUGUGAAGUUUUUCCAAUCCAGGUGUGUGGCUGCCGGGUACAGGUGGAAUCCGUACCUCAUCCACCUCGCCUUCCCUAAUGACCGUGACUAUUACGAGAGGGAGUGUGGACCUGAUGUACCCUUGCGCUGUGAUGUUGGAGACCUCUCUGGGCGCCUUGGAACCAUCGAUAUUGGAGACAAGCGCUUCGUGUUCGUGGAUCGUAACUUGCCACUGUCUGGUCCACACGGCAUCAUGAACCGGGCCAUUAUAAUCCACAGGGAGAAUGCAGGAGUGGAGCGGUUCGCCUGUGCCAAUAUAGAACCGGAUGAUGACAUUAUAAAGUGGGUCAUUAUCAGAAAGGCGCCCAAGUUUUCCGUGCCCACCUUCAUGAUGGAUAUCCGGGAGGUUCUGGGGGCGCCGAAGUGGUUCCUGGCUGCUGACCUCCAAACAGUGACCUUUUCCAGUGACCAGCAGUGUGUGACCUUCGUGGUGCACUUCAUGGGCCCCAGCGCAGGUCGCCUUGAGUUGGACUUUUCCCGUGUGCUGGCUGGCGGCAUCCUGGACCACCCCACCAUCAGCAUCAGGGGCGUGUACCCUGACCCGGACCGCCCCAAGAAGCUCCCCUACAGGACGUGCGGGGGCCUGGAGGAGGAACUGCUGCUGGAGGAGUAUAAGACCAACACCCUGUGGGAUCUGAUCAAGGGCAGUAGUGAUGACGACGAUGGUUAUGGUGGGUACAGGGGAGCGGCGGCUGGGGCUGGCCUCACCCUGGCCCUGCUCUUCCUGCCUCUGCUUCACUUCCUGCUUUGAGGAAGGCCGUGUUUUUGUACCUUAUCACGUGUUUAUUCUGUACACCAUGUAGAUAAAGAGAGGUAUAUUAUACUGUUUUUGUACCUAUUAAGUGUUUAUUCUGUUGUACACCAUGUAGAUAAAGAGGUAUGUAUAUACGUAUUUUAAUAUACAUAUUUUAAUAAAAUUGUUAGAUGUAGGUAUAUAUUAUAUUUCAUGAAAAUUGUAUUACGCAUAAAUUUACUCGAUACACUA